AUGUCGAACAGACCAAAAGCCUCAGUGCCCCCUAGGGAUGGUUCCUCAUACUUCCUUAUCCCUACGGAUCCCGGAUCGUGCCCGGAUAGGACCAUAUAUAACGGUGAGAAAUACGUCACGGCUCCUCACAAGCAACCUGUCUACGAUCCACCACUAGAAUUCCGCGACGGCUACUGCGUAUUAGAAGAGACGCCCGCCUACGAGCCAGAAUGCCCACCCGGCUUCCGAGUUAAGGGCAAGAACUACAUUUCUACCGAGAACCCCGAAUGUCCCCUGGGUCUCGAGCGUAUCGACGAAGACUGCGUCUAUCCAGCGCCCCCGUCCUAUCCCCCAGACAUAUCUGAAUACGUCGCAAACGAUAACCCCGAAUACCCACCGGGAUUCCGUUUCGUGGAUAACCAAUAUGUCUCUAAGAAUAAGCCUAAAUGUCCGCCCGGGUCUAGCCUCGUCGGCGAGGAAUGUAUCGUUAAGAGGGCGCCCGACUGUCCGCCUAGUACGCAAUUCUAG
This is a messenger RNA of Penicillium arizonense, 507 nucleotides long. RefSeq lists its product as uncharacterized. Lineage: Eukaryota; Fungi; Ascomycota; Eurotiomycetes; Eurotiales; Aspergillaceae. The record is from RefSeq and is a predicted model, not a curated record. The transcript is spliced from 4 exons. Bases 1 to 507 code for a protein of 168 amino acids.